AUGUCCCAAGGUUCAAGACUCCAAGGCAAGGUUGCCAUCGUCACCGGAGGCGGUAAUGGAUUCGGUGCCGCUAUCGCUCGACGAUUUGGCGAAGAGGGUGCCAAAGUAAUCGUUACCGAUAUCAACGUGGAGGGCGGCGAGAAAGUCGCCGCGCAGAAUCCUUCCAACCUCAUCUUCCAGCGUCAAGAUGUCACACAAGAAGGGGACUGGAAUACGGUGUUAGAUUUGGCAUUCUCCAAGUUCGGACGAGUGGAUGUGUUGGUGAACAAUGCGGGCACUACUUAUCGCAACAAGCCCACAUCGGAGGUCACAGAGGAAGAGUGGGAGCGCGUGUUCAAGGUCAACGUGAAGAGCAUCUAUCUCGCCACGAAGGGCCUGAUGCCGCGUUUCAUCGAGCAAGGACAGGGCGGGUCGGUGAUUAACAUCUCCUCCACGGGAGCGAGUCGACCACGGCCUGGGUUGGUUUGGUAUAAUGCCACAAAGGGGGCAGUCACUAAUGCCACCAAAGGUCUCGCCGCGGAGUACGGUCCCCACAAUAUCCGAUUCAACACCGUCGCUCCUCUUCUUUCUGGGACUGGACUAUUUUCGAUGUUCACCGGUAUGGAAGAUACCCCCGAGAACCGAGAGAAGUUCAUCGGAAAUGUGCCACUGGGCCGCCUCACCGAUGUGGAUGAUAUCGCCAACAUGUGUCUGUACCUAGCCAGUGAUGAGGCUCGUUUUAUCAACGGCACCGAGAUUGUGGUGGAUGGUGGAAAGUGCGUUUAG
Penicillium egyptiacum is the source of this 765-nucleotide messenger RNA. The record is from the annotation of a GenBank genome assembly. Lineage: Eukaryota; Fungi; Ascomycota; Eurotiomycetes; Eurotiales; Aspergillaceae.